AUGGGCCCCUGUACCGCCUCCCCAUGCUGCUGCCAGGCCCGUAAUCUGCCAUGGGCCCCCGUACCGACUCCUCAUGCUGCUGCCAGGCCUGUAAUCUGUCAUGGCCCCUGUACCACCUCCUCCUCAUGCUGCUGCCAGGUCCAGAGUGUGUCAUGGGUCCCUGUACGGCCUCCCAUUGCUGCUGUCUCUAUCGCCACACUCUGCCAUGUGCCACUUUCAGGUCUCCUCACACUGCUGGUGGUUUCCAUUUUUGUCAUAGGGUGCUGUAUGGCCUCCCAUUGCUGCUGCCUCCACCGCCACACUGUGGCUCCACACUCUGGUUUUGGCCCCGUGACUGCCCAAAUGAGUGAAGUGUGCGGUGAUUCUAAGAUCGACGGCACUCAUCUGCAUGUCAUACUGACUGACAGUAUUAUUUCUCUUCCCCAGCAGACUCCAAGGGCAUUUAAAUUAAAGGUACAGUGUUCUGCACUAAUAUUA
Messenger RNA from Staurois parvus, 477 nucleotides. The record is from the annotation of a GenBank genome assembly. NCBI's taxonomy places the organism in Eukaryota, Metazoa, Chordata, Amphibia, Anura, Ranidae.